Molecule: messenger RNA, 1266 nt
Organism: Schistosoma intercalatum
Lineage: Eukaryota; Metazoa; Platyhelminthes; Trematoda; Strigeidida; Schistosomatidae
Source: the annotation of a GenBank genome assembly
AAUCUGCACAUAUAUUGUGUGCUAAAUUAAGGAAUUAAGAAAAAGAGUUUUGGAUAGAAACCUAAAUUUACAUGUUUCCUUUUUGUUCAUUUUAAAGAUUAUUUAUUCAUUCACUUAAACAUUUAUACAUUAAGUAUCUGAUGUAUUUCUUCUUUGUCAUUUCUACCUAUGGUAGCUUGAAUAAUAAAACAAGCUUAAAUAGUGGAUCAAUCAAUUGUAGAAAUUUUUCCGGUGAAAUUCACAAUAUUUAAACAAGCCAAUUCAAAUUAUCUUUUGUGUUAUCAGUUCCCUACUUAGCAAACAAACGAAAUAAUCAUGUCCAUAAGAACACCUUAUGAACGUUUACGUACAUUUUGCUCACAGUUAGCAAAAUAUAUUCCAGAAAUUCAAUUACAACCACCACAUACAAUUAAAAAUUACGGAAAUUGUCCAUAUUUUUAUAAAUUUCAUCUUGGCACAAAGGACUUAGUUGAAAAGUUCAAUGAUGAUAUAUUACCAUCGUCUAAUAAUACUUAUAGACUGUCAAAUGUACCAAGAGAAUCGAUUGGCACACAUUCAGAUGAGAUGAAAUUACAAGAUUUUCAGUGGUUAAUGAAUAAAAAGUUAACAUGUGUUUUAUUAUGGCUUGGUGUAAUCAUUUUAAUUGUUGGAGUAAUCGCAUUACAGAUUGCUAGUUUUUUCUUACAUAAACGACAAGAUAUAUUAUCGAUCGGGGUUGGAUGUUUAAGCUCUGGUCUUUGGCUCCUCUCUGUCACAUUAUUCACUUUUCUUCAUGCUCAUGUUUUUAUUUAUGAAAUACCUGAUGAUAAUAUCGAUGAACACCAAGAUGUGGUUACUAGGAGAAAAGAGAUUUCAUCCGAUAUACUGGUCAGUUCUACAUUAGACGACAUGUUCAUACCAGACAGUUUCAGAUAACUCAACAUGCUUGAAAUGAAAUUUUUGAUGAAAAUUAUCGUCUAAUAUCUAUCAGUCAUUUACUGAAUAAAUGAGGAAAUAAUUGAAAAUACUCAAGAAACACUAGAAACAUUAAGGAUAACCUCAGGUGAUCAAUUAACAUAAAACUAAGUCGUUUGAUUAUAACUUUGUUUAAAUUUAUUCACCUUUUUUUUAAUUAUCAUAAUCUAUUCAAUUGAUGAAUGAGAACAAACUUCUUUUUGUUUCUAUUUAUUAAACUGUAAUUUACUUCUUUUCAAUUAAAAAUAUUUCUGAUUCGUAUUCCCUCUCUUUUUUUCUACAAAUUUUUCAUCUAACCGAAAAACAUAUUUG